GAGAAAGAAAAAGAUAAGACAGUGUCGCAAUAAUCAAGGGCUGGACUGGACCAAUGUGCAGGGUCUGAGAGAGAACUAACAUGGCCUUGUCGGUUGUUCUGUAAUAAACACUAAAUCUCUCGGUGUCACCACCAGUAAUCCCUGAUGGCCAAUACUGGCGAUUUUGAGUAGAGACCAACCUACAUGUUCCUUAAAUAGAUGGAUUUUACAAGCCUGGAUGGGGAAAAUGGAAGUUGUAAUCAAAUGAGAUGGUGGGUUUAGCACUAAAACGUGGAAUUCAGAAUAAGAGAGAAAGGGACAUAAUUUUGGGGUUAAGCUACUGAUUUAAUUGUGCAGUACUUCCAUGAUGAUGAUGGGUUUGAAAAGAAACACUAUUAACAGUUUAUAUUUUAGUUUAAUAAAGGGGUUGUUGAGAUCAAAGAAUUUAGAUCUAGGUUUUACAUUAGAAAGAAAAUCAGAGUUAAUGGAACUGAGAGACCAAGAUAAGGAGAUGGGGAUGCCAUUGCCAAGCUCUUUUAGUUAUAAUAAUCAACUCAACAGGGAUUCUUCCACAAAGGUCUAUCCUUCUUCUUCUUCUCAACCUAUAAAUUCAAGUGUUCAUGGCGACUCACAAACCUUCAAUCCAAGGCCAACACAAACCCUAAACAAUUGCCCUCUCUACAACCCUGAAACGAAUCAUCAUAUACAAGUAAGCAAACUCAGGAGGGAUCUAGACCCGGAAAUAGAUCCAGGAUCAGCUUCGGCCGGUGGUGGAAGAGCUAAUAGAUCAAGCUGCAGCCCACUACCACUACCUCUAACAUCUCCGCCUCAACCAGUAAGCUCUACUGACCCUUUGAUUAGGUAUAGGGAAUGUUUGAAGAACCAUGCAGCCAGCAUGGGGGCACAUGUUUUGGACGGUUGUGGCGAGUUCAUGCCGAGUGGAGAACAAGGCACCAUGGGAGCCUUAAAGUGCGCAGCCUGUGAAUGCCAUAGGAAUUUCCACCGGAAAGAAAUCAAUGGGGAAUCACAAUAUGCACCACCACCACCCAGCCGUUACCAUACAGGAAAGAACAGUGUUGUUCAUCUUCAACAACCAACCCCUCUUAAUCAGCAAAGAUUCCCUCUUGGAUUAUCCAUCAGUACUUCUUCCACCGCCGUACCAAUUGCGCCGGUUAUGAUGAACUUCGGUCGUGAUGGCCGCUAUGGCGGUGGUCGGACAGAGUCCUCGAGUGAAGAUCUGAAUAUGUUCCAUCAGGGAGGGCAAUCACCACAUUAUAUUAUUCCACAGUCAUCAAAGAAGAGAUUUAGAACAAAGUUCAGUCAAGAUCAAAAAGUUAAGAUGAUGGAAUUUGCUCAGAAGUUGGAUUGGAGAAUCCAAAAGCAAGAUGAACAAGAACUGCAGCAGUUUUGUGCUCAAGUUGGAGUAAAGAGACAGGUUUUCAAAGUUUGGAUGCACAACAAUAAACAAGCCAUGAAGAAGAAACAAAUGUAAGAUCAAAUUAUUUCCCCUUCUUAAAACACCUGAAAAGUAGUAAAUGAUUCACUUAAACAAUUCUUCUUUUUGUUUUCUUCUAAUUCCUGACAUGUUACAAUUCUUACAAACUUUUGAAACACAUAAAUAUUUGUACUACUUCUGAAUUUUUAUUUAUUAAAGAAACACAUCUUCUGCAA
Messenger RNA from Hibiscus syriacus, 1650 nucleotides. RefSeq names its product zinc-finger homeodomain protein 6-like. The record is from RefSeq and is a predicted model, not a curated record. Gene Ontology annotation, cellular component: nucleus. Bases 344 to 1471 code for a protein of 375 amino acids. Gene Ontology annotation, biological process: regulation of DNA-templated transcription; regulation of developmental process. The transcript is spliced from 2 exons. Lineage: Eukaryota; Viridiplantae; Streptophyta; Magnoliopsida; Malvales; Malvaceae. Gene Ontology annotation, molecular function: DNA-binding transcription factor activity; transcription cis-regulatory region binding.